Messenger RNA from Nerophis lumbriciformis (worm pipefish), 861 nucleotides. The record is from RefSeq and is a predicted model, not a curated record. Lineage: Eukaryota; Metazoa; Chordata; Actinopteri; Syngnathiformes; Syngnathidae.
AUGGGCCAGAAAAUUUCCGGCGGCAUCAAAUCCGUGGACGGACGCGGGGAAAGCGGCAGCUCCCCGUCCUACCGGCCCGCGGCUCACCGUGGGCAGCACCCGGAACUAAGAGGCCCGGAUUUCUCCAAACCCCCGAGACUGGAUCUGCUCCUGGAUAUGCCUUGCGCCACCUUGGACACGCAACUCCGUCACGCGUGGAACGCGGACGACCGCUCGCUGAACAUUUUUAUCAAAGAGGAGGAUAAGUUGACGUUUCACCGCCACCCGGUGGCUCAGAGCACGGACUGCAUACGGGGACGGGUGGGUUACACGAGAGGCCUCCACGUUUGGAGGAUUCACUGGCCCUGCCGUCAGCGCGGAACCCACGCGGUGGUCGGAGUGGCCACUUCCGAAGCCCCUUUGCACUCUGUGGGGUACACCGCCUUGGUGGGGUCGGACUGCGAGUCCUGGGGCUGGGAUCUGGGACGGAACCGCCUCUAUCACGACAGCAAGAACCGGGCCCACGGCUCGCUGCCGUCUUACCCUUCUUUCCUGGAGCCGGAGGAGGCCUUCACCCUGCCGGACUCGCUGCUGGUCAUUCUGGACAUGGACGAAGGCACGCUGAGCUUCAUGGUGGAAGGGCAGUAUUUAGGAGUGGCCUUCCGGGGAUUGAAAGGCAAGAAACUACAUCCCAUCGUCAGCGCCGUGUGGGGCCAUUGUGAGAUAUCCAUGAAGUACAUCAACGGACUCGAUCCCGAGCCACUUCCUCUGACGGACCUCUGUCGCCGCGCUGCCCGCCUGGCGUUGGGUCGAGAGCGCCUUCAGGAGAUCGAGAGCCUCCCUCUACCCGAGUCACUGAAAAAUUACCUCCAGUACCAGUAA